Messenger RNA from Entrophospora sp. SA101, 1110 nucleotides. Lineage: Eukaryota; Fungi; Glomeromycota; Glomeromycetes; Entrophosporales; Entrophosporaceae. The record is from the annotation of a GenBank genome assembly.
AUGAUUGAACCUACAACUUCAUCAAAACAAGAAUGUCCUAAUGUUAAUAAUGAUUUUGAUCGAUCACUAAUCAAAAAAUUAAAUGCCAUAUCAACAACUGAUCAGAAACAUGAUGAUGGAAAAGAAUCCAAUAGUCAUAAUUUUAAUCAAAAGAUUAUAACCAAUAUUAAUAAUAUUAUUUCCAAUAAUAGUUCUCAGAAAGUUCGAGGUGGUGGUGGUGAACCUAGGGAAAUUUUGGUUAAACUUAAACAAAAAUUGCUUGAUCUUAGUGACGAUGAAGACAAUUCACCAGCUGUAAACAAUAAUAAUAAGAAGGAAACAACUACUGACACAGCUGCUGCAAAAAAAAGGAGAUCAGCUGAUUUUAAGAUAAUCGAUGUGGAGGGUUUCUUAAAACAAGACUUAGAAGAAGAAUUAAAAAAGAUGAUGGGUGAUUUAAUGAGUCAAGAUUCCACUUCUUCUACCAAAGGUUAUAAUAGUACAGUUGAAGCUGCUAAUUAUAAUAAUAACGAUGACUACUGGGGAAAUGAAGAAAAUCAGUUAGAAAACAGCGAAAAUAAUAAUAGUAUUAGUGAGAAGAAUAAUGAAGAUGAUUAUUGGGGAAGUGAAGUACAAGAUAAUCAAGAUAAUAAUAGUGAUAAUGUUGGUUAUUGGAAUGGUACAAGUGAAAACAAGAUUAGUAAAGAAAAUAAUAAUGAUAAUUGGAAUGUUGGGGGAAGUAAAGAAAAUACAGUUUCAAUCCCUAUUCCAAUUACUACCAUUUCAGCUACAACUUCAUCAAAACAAGAAUGUCCUAAUGUUAAUAAUGAUUUUGAUCGAUCACUAAUCAAAAAAUUAAAUGCCAUAUCAACAACUGAUCAGAAACAUGAUGAUGGAAAAGAAUCCAAUAGUCAUAAUUUUAAUCAAAAGAUUAUAACCAAUAUUAAUAAUAUUAUUUCCAAUAAUAGUUCUCAGAAAGUUCGAGGUGGUGGUGGUGAACCUAGGGAAAUUUUGGUUAAACUUAGGUUUUCAGAUAUUGCUCAUAAUCUAAUUAGAAUAAACAAACUUUUAGAAUCGCAAAGUUUCAAAGUGGAAGAAUGUAAUUAUCCAUUCAAUUGGCCAUGGUUAUAA